GGUAUACACGAAAAUGGAGUCCUGACUGGAUCAACUAUCAAGUUGUCAAGUGGCCAUCCGGUUUCGGAUUGUUGUCGAGAUGCCCGAUUUUCUCGACCCGCUACUGGUCUUGCAUUGACAUCUACCGAAGCCGUCUCCGUACAGGCUGGACUGCCGUUUCAUCUUCGCCAUUCCGUCUCAAAACUAGCGUGGGUAUGUGUGUCUUCAGAGGUGGAAAUGCCGCCCCCCUCCUCAUCCUCUUCAGCCAAGUGA
Messenger RNA from Protopolystoma xenopodis, 252 nucleotides. The record is from the annotation of a GenBank genome assembly. Lineage: Eukaryota; Metazoa; Platyhelminthes; Monogenea; Polystomatidea; Polystomatidae.